GAUCGCCUUGUCGCGCGGCCUGAGGAGGGACCACAUAGAUCACAGAAUGCUUCAGCCAGCGAGGGCUCGACGUUUCCACAGCAUCCACUUCGCCUUCUGAUAUCGCGGACUUUCCGGCGGGCGGCGUGAAAGUGGGGAAUUGUUGGAGACCUCCAGAUUCGCGAAAUGUUGGAAUGGAAGGCGCAGACUCUGACUCGCCGUCUCAAACAGGAGUAUGAAGUGCUUCGCGGAUCUGGGAUCAACGAGAGACAAACUUGGUUUUCUUCGGAUAUCACUAAACGCUCGCGGGGAAAUACACUAGCGCGGAUAACGAGACGCUCGGCGCAGACUUUGCAACAUGGCCUCGGCUGUUAAUGUGUCCUCCGAGCAGGAAAACAGAGACCCCGAUCGGCCGAGGUUAACGCGGAGAAAUAGGGGCAACUCUCGGACCGCCGCGGCGGAUUUGGAGUAUUUGCAGCGGCCGAGCUAUUGCGAUGCCGCCUUUGCAUUGGAGCAGAUUUCAGAGGGGAAGGCGACUGGGAGGAAAGCGCCGCUGUGGUUGAGAGCAAAGUUUCAAAGACUUUUGUUUAAACUUGGCUGUUACAUACAAAAGAACUGCGGAAAGUUUUUAGUUGUGGGACUUUUAAUAUUCGGAGCUUUUGCUGUUGGCUUAAGGGCAGCUAAUCUGGAGACGGACGUGGAGAAACUCUGGGUAGAAGUGGGCGGCAGGGUGAAUCAGGAACUCAAGUACACGCGGCAGAAGAUCGGAGAGGAGGCCAUGUUUAGUCCUCAGCUCAUGAUACAGACGCCGCGACAGGAAGGUGCUAACAUUCUGACCGUAGAGGCGCUCAAGCAGCACCUCGACUCUGCCAUAAAGGCCAGCAGAGUGCACGUUUACAUGUACAACAGGCAAUGGAAAUUGGAACAUUUAUGCUACAAAUCAGGAGAACUUGUUACAGAAACCAAUUUUGUGGACCAGAUUAUAGAGAAACUGCACCCAUGUCUGAUCAUCACUCCUCUAGAUUGCUUCUGGGAAGGUGCUAAGCUACAUUCAGGAACGGUCUACCUCCCUGGCAAAGACCCAGUGCAAUGGACCAACUUUGAUCCGAUGGGAUUCAUUGCUGAGCUGAAGAUGCUGAAGUAUCCGGUGGACAGCUGGGAGGAGAUGCUGGUCAAAGCAGAGGUGGGCCAUGGCUAUAUGGACCGUCCCUGCCUAAAUCCUGCGGACCCCGACUGCCCGUUGUCAGCUCCCAACAAGAAUAUGACACGGCCUUUUGACGUGGCUCGUGUUCUGACUGGUGGCUGCUAUGGGCUUUCCAAAAAGUACAUGCACUGGCAGGAGGAGCUUAUCGUAGGUGGGACCAAGAAGAACGACAGCGGCAAACUUCUGAGUGCACAGGCCCUCCAGACCAUGUUCCAGCUCAUGACCCCAAAGCAGAUGUACGAGCACUUGAAGGGCUACGAGGAGGUCUCGCACAUCAACUGGAACGAGGACAUAGCAGCUGCCAUACUAGAGGCCUGGCAUAGGAGAUACUCUGAGGUUGUCCAGCAGAGUGUGUCAGUAAAUUCGUCUCAGAAAGUUCUCACAUUCACCACCACCACCUUGGAAGACAUCCUCAAGUCCUUCUCUGAUGUCAGUGUGAUCCGUAUCGCCAGUGGCUACCUCCUAAUGUCUCAGGCUGCAGUGGUCGUGGUGUUUAACUUCGCUAUGGUGCUGCUCAUCUUUCCUGCCAUCCUCAGCAUGGACCUGUACCGCCGAGAGGACCGCCGCUUCGACAUUUUCUGCUGCUUUGUCAGUCCUUGCGCUAACCGGGUGAUCCAGUUGGAGCCGCAGGCGGCGUCUGCUGACUCCUCUGCUGAAUCCAGCCGCUGCAGCCCUCCACCCUCCUACAGCAGCCACAGCUUCGCCCAGCACACCCAAAUCACCAUGCAGUCCACCGUACAGCUGCGCACAGAGUACGACCCCAGAACACAGGCCUACUACACCACGGCCGAGCCCCAUUCUCACAUCUCCGUUCAACCCUAUGCCCCCAAUCCCAAUCCCAACCACAACAACAAUAACAACAACAACCGCAACAACAGCAGCAGUGCAGGGCCAGGACCGGCUUCUGAUACAGCAUCCUGCCAGAGUCCCGACGGCGCGAGCUCCACACGAGACUUGCUAUCUCAAUUUGGGGAGUCGAGUUUACGCUGUCUGGAGCCGCCGUGUUCACGAUGGACAUUUGCAUCGUUCGCCGAAAAGCACUAUGCGCCGUUUCUGCUGCAGCCGACAACAAAGGUGGUGGUGAUUUUUCUCUUCUUGGCACUGCUCGGGGUCAGUCUGUACGGCACCACCCGUGUCCGGGACGGUUUAGAGCUGACUGACAUUGUGCCACGAGAGACGGGCGAAUACGACUUCAUUCGUGCCCAGUUCCGCUACUUUUCCUUCUAUAACAUGUACGUGGUGACCCAGAAAGCUGACUACGCACAGAUCCAGCCUCAGCUCUAUGAGCUGCACCAACACUUCGGCACUGUGAAGUACGUCCUGUGGGAGGAGAACGGCCAGCUCCCACGCAUGUGGCUGCAUUACUUCAGAGACUGGCUGCAAGGUCUGCAGGAGGCGUUCGAUAAGGAUUGGCAGGCCGGUAGGAUCACUCAGGGGAACUAUAGGAAUGGCUCUGAUGAUGGCGUCCUGGCCUACAAACUCCUGGUGCAGACCGGCCGCAGAGACAAGCCAGUCAACAUAAACCUGCUAACUAGACAGCGUUUGGUGAGCGCCGAUGGAAUCAUCAACCCAAAUGCCUUCUACAUUUAUUUAACUGCCUGGGUGAGCAAUGACCCAGUGGCCUACGCUGCAUCCCAGGCCAGCAUCCGUCCGCACCCUCCUGAGUGGCUCCAUGACAGGACAGACUCCAUUCCUGUCAGCAGACUCAAUAUUCCUGCCGCUGAGCCCAUCGAAUAUGCACAGUUUCCCUUCUACCUCAACGGGCUUCGCGAGACGCCACAGUUUGUGGAGGCCAUCGAGAGCGUCCGCUCCAUCUGCAGCAACUACAGCCGUCAGGGCCUGCCCAGCUACCCCAACGGCUACCCCUUCCUCUUCUGGGAGCAGUAUGUAGGCCUGCGCCACUGGCUCCUGCUGUCCAUCAGCGUCGUGCUGGCCUGCACCUUCCUGGUGUGCGCCAUCUUCCUGCUCAACCCCUGGACUGCGGGAAUCAUUGUCUUGGUGCUGUCUUUGAUGACGGUGGAGCUGUUUGGCAUGAUGGGAUUGAUCGGCAUCAAGCUCAGCGCUGUCCCUGUUGUCAUCCUUAUCGCUUCCGUUGGCAUUGGUGUGGAGUUCACCGUCCACGUGGCACUGGCGUUCCUCACAGCCAUCGGGGACAGGAACAAGCGAGCCAUUCUAGCACUUGAGCAUAUGUUCGCACCAGUGCUGGAUGGAGCGUUUUCCACCCUGCUAGGAGUCUUGAUGCUGGCAGGGUCAGAGUUCGACUUCAUAGUCAGGUAUUUCUUCGCUGUUUUGGCCAUCCUAACAGUGUUAGGGGUCCUGAAUGGACUGGUGCUGCUCCCAGUCUUAUUGUCCUACUUUGGCCCUUAUCCUGAGGUAUCUCCAGUGGAUGGGCGAAGCCGGCUGCCCACACCGUCCCCAGAGCCUCCCCCACAGGUGGUCCGCUUCACCAUGCGACCCAGUCACACGACCCCUGAAGCAGGUUCAGACUCUUCAGACUCAGAAUAUGGUUCCAACACUACUGUGUCCGGCAUUAGCCAAGAGCUUCAGCAGUAUGACCUCCAGCCCAACAGGGAGCGAUCAGCCAGACUAGAGGAGGUGCGAAUCGCCACAGGGGGACGACAAGGCAGUCGUCAAGUUGAACUGCCAAUGUUUCCUCCUUACUCAGAUGACUCUAGACCGCAGAAACCACCGCAGCAUUACAGGUCCACCCAUCUACCCAGUUCUCAGGAUGCUGGACCUCAGUCGUCAAAGCGAUACUGUAGCAGGGACCCUAAGAGGGACUUUGGGAGCGGACACCCGCCCCCCCCUCACAGGCCGCGCAUGGAUGCUUUUGAAACCUCUACUGAGCCAGGUGGCUGUUCGGGCCCCAACCACCGGGAACGUUCAGGGGCCCAUCGCCCCCGCUCACACAACCUCUACACUCACCCUUCCCAUCCGUCCACAGGCCCCUCCUACUGUCAGCCCAUCACAACAGUGACAGCCUCGGCCUCAGUGACGGUCGCCGUUCAUUCGGGGAUGCCCGGCCAGAGCCCCGCCUACCCGUCUUACCCCUCCAACGACAGCUAUCACACUUCAGAAGAUGUCUACACUGACCCUCACUUCUCCGACCCUCACGUGCCCUUUGACAAGAGCAGCGACAGCUCGAAAACAGAGGGCAUGGAGCUGCAGGAUCUAGAAUAUGACACUCCCAAUGUCUGCCACUCAAGACCCCCCAGCUGAGUGGUUGAAUGUUGAAGCUCAAACAGCCAAAGAUGGGACAUCAGUCUGCCAGCGUGGCAGAAACAUGGUGCUGCAUGGCGGGGACACUUUGACUGUGUUACUGUAUAACCCUGGUGUAUUAUUGUUAGAUUUUUCUAUAAGUAUUUAUGUGUACACAAAUGUAAAUAAUGAACGAGAGUAGCUAUAAUUUGACUGGGGUCAUCAGACUUGUGUGUUCCAAGUGCCCACCCAUCAUUUGUGUGUGUAUCUGUGCCAUAAGGAAACUUCAUUCUUGACAAACAUUUCAGCAUACGGUCGUUGCUGCUUAUGAUAUUGUUGUAAUGUUUUAUAAUGCUAUGCAAUUAUUUUCACUAAUUUUAUAGAACCGUGCGUAUGAGAGUUUGAAAAUUUGUUGUUGUAUGUGUGAAUAUUUUUGGUUCACGUCAGACCCCCUAGACCCCUCAGAUGCAUAUUAACUAACAAGUACCAACUCUAAGUGACCUAACAUAAUAUGUUAAAUGAUUUUGUGGCAGUUAAAUGGAUUUGCAUUGCACUUACGGUACACUUCUGUUCAAAACACCAGUACAAAACUGCACAGGUCCUUUCACUUUCAGAGAACACAUUCAGGGAAAUAUUUGUUCAGACAUAUGCUAGAUAUGUAAAAUUCACAUUAAUGUCCAGUUGUUUGUCGACAAGCAUCAGAUGUUUAAGCGUGCGUGCGGAUGUUUGCGUUUUGUGUAUAUUGAAGCAUUAGAGUUUAUGCUAAUUUGCUUAUCACAAACCUGUGGUAGUUGGAAAAAAACAAAUACUGUUUAACAAUGAAACACGCUAUGCGUGAGAAUUUAGCUGCGCAGAAAUGAAGAAGGAAACGAGUGAUUGUUGGAUGACUGUGCCUCUGUUUUUCUGUCCUCUGUACUGGAACUCUCUCUGGUCUUUUGUACUUCAUACUCCAGUUAUUUACUGUAAAUCGGCCAUUUGUGCCCACCCUGAAUUUGUUCAUGACUCCAACUUUGCAUUACUAAAGUAAUGCAAUGUGACGGUAAUUUAGGGUUUCUCUUGUAGCUUCGUUUUUUUUUUUUUUUUUUACAUUUAAGGCAUUAUUUCCUGUCAAUUCAAUCGUGGUUUAAGCUAAAACAUUACUGGUGCAAGUUGCAACAGUAUUCGCUCUGAAUCUGGUGGCGUAACUUUUUUUCCUCAUUGUCUUUUUUUGUUUGUUUUGAUAAGCUAAGCUAAUGAGCAUUCUCAAGGUGUGCGUCGCACAAUGGCCGAUCACGACGAUGGUUUUUGUCGAUUCGUUGACCUCCUCAAUGACAAACCGCAACUACUGGCCCUAAUUUAGCAAGAGCAGUUCUCUGCGCUGACCUCACCUCAUAAAAAUCCACAACAUAACGCUGUGACACUAAUUGGAAGUUCCCCCACAACUGCCAAAUGGUGCAUGCGAGUGCUUUAAGGGUCAAGGGUCGUGGAGCCCCCACUUCUCCGUGGCUCUGAAGCUGGCGUGUGUGUCUUUAAGAGUGUGUUUGUGUGUUGGUUGUGACCCCCUUGUCCAGAUUGACUUCAUGUCAAACAUAUGUUUGAUCUUGACGAAGACUUUGAGAGUUGUUCUGUGUUGUUUGUUUGUUGUGUUGGUGUUCUCCUACAUGUCACAUUGGCAGAAAUGGGAGAAAAUCAUGG
Sinocyclocheilus grahami is the source of this 6055-nucleotide messenger RNA. It is a transcript of the gene ptch1, whose product is annotated as patched 1. Gene Ontology annotation, biological process: negative regulation of smoothened signaling pathway. The transcript has 21 exons. Gene Ontology annotation, molecular function: hedgehog receptor activity; smoothened binding; hedgehog family protein binding. The record is from RefSeq and is a predicted model, not a curated record. The coding region runs from base 338 to 4402 and encodes 1354 amino acids. NCBI's taxonomy places the organism in Eukaryota, Metazoa, Chordata, Actinopteri, Cypriniformes, Cyprinidae. Gene Ontology annotation, cellular component: plasma membrane.